Molecule: messenger RNA, 1584 nt
Organism: Solanum tuberosum (potato)
Lineage: Eukaryota; Viridiplantae; Streptophyta; Magnoliopsida; Solanales; Solanaceae
Product: putative UPF0481 protein At3g02645
Exons: 3
Coding region: 106-1470 (454 amino acids)
Source: RefSeq, a predicted model, not a curated record
UGAACAGAGAAGAAUUUUAAGAAGAAACUCAAGUACACUCCAACUAGUCCAUUUUCAAUUUAUAAUUAGAUAAAUCAAAAAGGACUUAUAGUUGAAGAAAGAAGUAUGGCAGAUCACUCCAUUGAGAUUACCCCAAUAGAUGACCAAAUUCCACUACUUCCUCAAACUAAAAAAGAUGAGAUAGAAGAAGGGAGAAAAGUGGAUCAUUUAAUCGACAUAAAUGAAAGAAUUGAUGAAAUGUUUGAGGAUUUAGACAAUUCAUCUAUUAAAUCGCGUACGAUAUUCAAAGUAAAUGUGUGGCAACGUGAAUCAAAUCCAGAUGCUUAUACACCAAAGAUGGUCUCCAUUGGUCCUUAUCAUAAGAAGAAUACUCAACUUGGUCCAAUGAAAAAGUACAAACUAUUAUACCGACGACGGUUUCUUCAACGAAAUAAGAGACUUGAUGUGAAAAGUUACAUCAGUGAAUUGGAGAAAGUGAAGGAGAAAGUAUUGAAGUGUUACGAAGAUAUAGAAAAGUUUGGUAACGAUAGUCAUGAAUUUUGCGAAAUGUUGUUGUUUGAUGGUUGUUUUGUGGUUGAGUUUAUUCGAGAGUGUUGUGGAAUAUAUCCAAAAGGAGAAGACAAGAUUAUUAAUAUUAAUGAUAGUUACAUAUUCCGAGACUUGAUGUUACUAGAAAAUCAACUUCCUUUCUUUGUACUCAACAAGCUUCAUUUCAUGACAAAGCAAGUUGAUGAAUUUUCAUUGGCAAUAUUGGCGGAUAAGUUGUUUACCUUGCAAGAAAUGAGCCCCAAUUACUCCUUUACAGAGAGAGAAUAUUGUAAUGAAGGAAAUAUCAAACAUUUACUUCAUGCAGCACACAUAUUUUCAUGUCAUGGCCUGAAUCCCAUGAAAAACUCAAAAAAUGACAAAACGAGUCCUACGGUCAUGCCAAAUGCAACCGAGCUUUCCGAAGCUGGAGUUAGCUAUGCAAAGGUAAAAAAUAUGACAAGUUUAUUUGAUAUAAAGUUCGAGAAUGGAUUGAUGACAAUCCCUUAUUUUCAGGUCGUAGAUGGUUCAGAAACUCUCCUGCGAAAUCUCAUUGCUUAUGAGCAACAAUCAUCUGAUGUAGAUCCUACAUAUUUUAGCGAUUAUGCAACUUUCAUGGAUCACCUUAUCAACUCAGAAAAAGAUGUGAAUUUGCUUUGCCAGAAAGGAAUCAUAGAGAACUGGAUAGGAGAGGACAAAGAAGUUGCUAGCCUCUUCAACAAAAUUGGAAAAGGGGUCACUACGUAUUCCAACUUCUAUUACAAAGAAGAAAUCAAAAAAACAAUUGAAUAUCGUGAAAAACCAUGGAAUAGAAUGAAGGCAAAUUUAAUGCACAAUUAUUUUAGCAGUCCUUGGGUAGGAGCUUCAACUGUGGCAGCCAUUAUACUCCUAAUACUCACAACUAUACAAACUAUUUUAACUUUCACAGGUCCUCUUAAGAAAUAAGUACUAGUAAUUAUCUCAAUUGUAGUGUUGAUGAUCUUAUUAUGAGUUCUUCAUUAAUUCUAUGUCCCCUUUUGUAUUGGGUUUUCUAGUUGAAUGUUAAGCAGUUUAUUUCAA